Molecule: messenger RNA, 432 nt
Organism: Colletotrichum higginsianum IMI 349063
Lineage: Eukaryota; Fungi; Ascomycota; Sordariomycetes; Glomerellales; Glomerellaceae
Product: Conidial pigment polyketide synthase alb1
Exons: 3
Coding region: 1-432 (143 amino acids)
Molecular function (GO): oxidoreductase activity
Source: RefSeq, a predicted model, not a curated record
AUGGGCUCCCCUAAGCAGUCAAAGCGUACCUUUGCUUACAGCAUUUACGUCUGUAGGAAACCAGACAUGGAUGAACAGAGCCAUCACAAUCACAUCGAGAACGUCAACACGCCGAUUAUCAAGCCACUCCUUGAGAAGUAUGGAGCUGUGUGUUACACCGUUACACAUAACGACACCCCCGCCAAAGCGGACUUCAAGAGCUUAUUCCCCGAUGCACCGAGCGAGAUGUUGCUAGACUAUGAUACCGUCAUCUCCAUCAUUGUGCCGGACAUCGGAUGCAUUGAGAAAAUGCGCAAAGAUCCCGACUUCUUGGACAAAUUCAUCCCUGAUCAUUUCAAUUUCGCGGACAUGAAUCGUAGUCGUGAUUGGGAGACGAAGACCAAUGGGGUUGAAAAAGAAUCCUUGCUUCCGAGUGUAUGGGACUGUGAAUGA